GCAAACUUUGCAGGAAGUGCCUGAGCUGAGCCAAGCUGUGCUGGGCUGAGCCCAGCCAAACCGAGCACGGCCGGGCUUUCAGGACCCAGGGUUUGUGUGCUGGGGACCGGGUGCGGAGGGGAGCCAUCUUUCCUCCUCCUCCUUGUCCCGGCUGCCUUGUGGUGCUGCCGGUGCCUGCCUGCCUGCCUGGCAAGUCAGAGCAUGUCCAGACCCCGUGGACGAGACGCAGAAGAUGGCAGAGCUGCUGGGGCUUGGGGACGAGUGCGGGGAGGGGGCUUCGGGGGCUCCUGCACUCGUUGGCUCCUGCCUCGCAGACAACAGGCUGAACCUGGACGUUUAUCCUGACGGCUGCUGCCGGUUCCUCCAUCUGUUCGAGAGGCAACGGGGUGAGGUGGUCCAGGUGGAGUUUCUCCGGCUCAGCAGCAACGAUCGACUCCUUGGCACCACGCUAGGCAUCCUUCCUCAUCUGAAGCACCUGAAAUCCCUGGUGCUCAAAGGUGGCCACACCAGGGAUGAGUUUGGUUCAUGUCAGCAUGGCUCCCUGACAAGCUUGCCACCAGGCAUUGGGAACCUGAGGUGUCUCACCCACCUGGAUCUCAGCUUCAACAGCCUCUCCACCUUGCCCAGCUGCAUCCUCCAUCUCCCCAGCCUCCGUGUGCUCCUGGUUAGUCACAACAGCCUGGUGGCGCUCCCUGAGGACUUCGGCUCUCUGAGCAAGCUGACUUUCUUCUCUGCUAUGAAAAAUAAGCUGAAGGACUUACCUCAGAGCAUUGGGGAGCUGGCAGCGCUGCAAGACCUGGACCUCUCGGAAAAUGCUUUGGAAUUCCUCCCUGAAGAAGUUGGGAAUCUGCAAAACUGCACAGAGCUGGAUCUCUCUGGGAAUCGCUUAUCAAGCAUCCCAGACUCCUUAGCCAAUUUGAAGUCUCUGCGGCGGCUGCAUCUCCACAGCAAUCUCCUGGUGACAGUCCCUGCCUCGCUUGCCAGCCUGCCCAACUUGUCCAGGCUUGAUCUGCAGAACAAUUGCCUCCGUGCCGUCCCCCCCGAGAUCCAGACCUCGCCAUUCGUGCACCUCCGAGGCAAUCCCUUAGGAGAAACUGAACCAUCCCCGCAGCCUGAUGCCGGAGGGCUACGAAGACUCUUCCUUGCAUCAGGAGAGGACAGCUUUACUGUCACCUCUGAAGGCUGCAAAGUGGUCCUGGCCUGUGGCAUCCAUUUCUACUUUCCACCGGGGGCUGCCUCUGACCCUCUGCGGAUCUACUUCCGAACACUUGCACCGGACCCUCAGUGGGUAAAGCUGAGACACCAUGAUGUCCUGCUGAGUAGAGUCCUGGAGCUGCAGCCUCAUGGGGUCAAAUUCCAGCAGGAAGUGCAGAUCUGGAUGCCAUAUGCCUCCCCUCAAACCCUUCACCAGCGUGAGGUUGUAGUUCGGACCUUCAGUGGGCAGAGCUGGAGUGAUCUGAGAACAAGAGUGGAGCAGAAGAGAAAAUCAAAGAAGCACAUGGCUCACUGUAGUGUCCUCCACUUCUCUUGGUUCCUUGUUGUGUCUCGACUUGUGCAAAAUGAAUGCGAAGUGCCAGCAGAGGGGACAUUGCUCUUUUCCAGUGUGGAUCCAAACAUCAAAGUGACCUUUCCUCCUGGAGUCACUGAAGAGACUCGCAGUGUCAAGCUGCAGGUGCUGCCGGUCUCUGCAGAAGAGAUAGAGGAAAUCACAGCUGAUGCAGGGUGCAGAGCCAGUCCGCUGCUCUGCCUCUCCCAGGACUCCCUGGUGGAUUUUCUCAGGCCAGUGAGAAUUCAGCUGCCCCUCCCGCCCGGGGUUACAGGGCUAAAUUUGGAUCGGUCAAGGCUGCAUCUUCUCCAUGGUGACCUGGAGGGCCAAACCUGGGAUGACAUUACCAGUCAGGUGGUGCUGGAAUUCACCCAUCUUUAUGCAGUGUUUGAAGUCACCCACUUCUCCUGGUACUGGCUGUGGUACACCACCAAAACCUACAUUGGAGGCAUUGCCAAGAAAGUCUAUGAGCGGCUGCGUAUGUACCAGGUGAACUUCAUUGCUCUGCAGAGGAAGAAGGACCCCGAGCAAGUCCUGCUACAGUGUGUCCCCAAACACAAGGUUGACCCAGUGCUGAAGAAGCUGCAGGACCGCUAUCGAGGACCUGAGCCAUCUGACAUGGUGGAGAUGUUUGAGGGAGAGCAAUUUUUUGCAGCUUUUGAGCGAGGCAUCAGCAUCGAUAUGGAUCGUCCUGACUGCGUGGAUGGACGUCUCUCAUUCAUUUUUUACUCCCACUUGAAGAACAUGAAGGAAAUCUAUGUGACCUCCCCUGUAGACAGGAAGGGCCAAGCUGUAAAAGGCCAGGUCUCUUUCUACCGAGGGGCAGUUCCUGAGAGCAUCCCUGAAGAUGCCAGCAGGAGGAGGAAAGGACCAGACUCCCUCUGGCUUGCUACUCUGCCCAUCAAACUGCCUCGACUGAAACCCCGCUGGGGUGAGAACCCUGGUCCCCUGAAUGGCUUCUCCUUCCCUCCCUUGAACCUGGGCAAUGCCGAGACUGGCUACCUGACACAGGCAAACCUGCUGAGCAUUGCCAGGCGUGUGGGAGCUGACUGGCAGACCAUCGGCCUGAACCUGGGCUUGACCUAUCAGCAGAUUGAGCGCAUAGGAUACAAUAACAGAGAGGACCUUGAUAAGCAGAUCCUGGACAUGCUUUUCUCAUGGGCUCGGCAAAACUCAGAGGAUCCUGACUGUGUGAGCAAGUUGAUCACAGCCAUGAAGGACAGCGGCCGCCAGGACAUCGCAGAUGAGGUCGAAACCAUCAUUGAGCUGGGACGGCAGAAAUACAGGGAGUCCAUCCGCCGGGUGGGCUUGGAGCAGGAGAGCAGCACUGAGGACUCUGCAAUAGCUAUGAUGUAGCACCUACCAGAAAGAACUGGAUUUCAUAUCGUGUCUGAAACAUGGAGAAAUUCAGAGACUGAAGUGUCUGUCAGUUGAGUAGUGGCUAAAGUAGCCUUUAAUGAAUUAAUACUCAUGUUACCUAUAUUUAUUUAUAACUUAUUCCUGAAACUGUGCUCUGCUGGAAACACUGGGUGUGAGCAUUUGGGUCUGUUUGUGCUCCAGUGCUUGAUGGGAAAGUGGAGGUGCAGUCGUGUUAAUGAAGGCCCAUGGUACGAUGGGGACCGUUCAGCUAUUUCUGUUAAUGAUGUGUUUUGCUCACAUGAAAAUGUGAACUGUAUUCCCCAUGCAAAUGUUUUCUAUUUUCUGCCAAACCUCUUCCAGUUCCCUCAAGCCCAAAACAAAACCUAAGUAUUUGUGGGGAAAAGAGAAGAAACUAAUUUCUAGCAAAAUUGCCCAUUUUUUGGUUUUGCUCCAAAAGCUAUUUUGGAACAAGUAAAAUUUCACAUUUUCCCUAGGCUGCUGCACCUUUUUAGAUGAGACCUACAUGCUGCUGGUCUUUGACAGAGUUCCAGUUUUAUUUUACAAAUAAGUAAAAAUCCAUAACCCUGCUGUUCUGGGAGGGACUCUAAAUUAAGUGAAAGUAAAAUUUCCCUUGCAGUUUCAAAGGGAUAUUCCUUACACCCUCCUAGUGAAAUAUGCCCAUGUAGUAGUGAAGGUGUGACCCCUCCUGAAGUUUGGUGAAAAGCAUGACUUAAAUUUGCAUUUUAAAAACUGGUCUGACCAGCUGUAAAAUAAGCACUGUUGUGGGACUGGCAUGAACUGUGCUGAGCUAACCUCCCAGUUUUGCAGUCUGAACAUCUUAUAUAAGGCUGGAAGUGUUUAUUGCUUUUUAAUUGCUCAGUCAUUGACUACUGAGGUGCCCUUCUCUUCCUGUUCCUCAUCUCAUAAUGGGCCUCAGCUAACGACCCACUAAUGGCAGUGGGAAGUUUCAUGCAAGCUUUUUGAGAAACUAGUGUCAUUAUGUAAAUUCCACUCAGGUUUGAGUUAUGUAAAUUCAAGACAGGUUUAGAUUCAGCAUAUCCCACUUUCUAAGCAGUAUUUAAAGGGCUGUUCUCAGUCUGAAAAGCAAAAGUCUGUACAAAAAUGCCAGGUUGCAACACCCAAAGUCAACCUGCAGCUGCAGGUCUGAGAAAUCCUAGUGUUUUCUUCCCCCUGUGAAGAAUCAUCAGUGGUUUUACUGAUGCUGUAUUUCAGACCUGCCAUCAGUACCAUUGAAAGAGAGGCAUAACAUUGUUCUGCUCUUUUUUUUUUAAAGGCCAUUCUAACAUCUCAGCCUACGGAGUGAUUAGUGUUCAGUCCAGAGCAAUGGACGAGGACUUGCAGACUUGAGUUGUUGCCUUGGGCCUAGGGACUUCCUCAGAUCUGAUUUCUUAGGCCAUGCUGUCCCUCAAGUCUCAUGUGGGGUUCAAGUCAGCAGUUCUCUUUUGAAUGUACAUUUUCUCUGGUAGUCUGUGUCCUAUGUUCUUGUCUGUAAUUUUGAUGUAUACCAAUGAGGUAUUUGUUCAUUCCUCCAGUUUUGGAGAGAUGCAUUUGGGCAUAUUGCUCUCACUGGGAAUAAAAUAAGCACUUAACUGUUUCACAGCAUGGUCUGCUAAACCAUAAACGCCUCGAGGUGUUAGACAGAGACAGGUCCCUUUAAACCUGCUGGCAGAAAGACACAAGUGAGCUUGGCCAUGCUGCACAGAAACGGGAGAAGAGCUCUUGUUUGGAUACUGCUGGCUGCAAAGCACAGGACAGACUGCAGCUGAGUUAAUGGUGUCCCUGUAGCUUGGCUUUGCUGCAGUGGGGCUAAGCUGGGAAACACAACAUUUGGAGCAUGGGUUUGACUAGCUGAGCAUAUGACUAGGGCUCAGGCGGAGCAGGUCUAGGGGGCAACAAGGCUAGUCUAGAGGGGACAGUGUGUAGACUUAGCCUAGCCUCUGGUGAAGGUCAGGAGGCUUUUGGCUAGGCAAAGCUAGGCUAAGGAAGUCUAUAGGUAGCAUAAGGUAGCAUCCACAGCUACAACGCCACAAAGCUAGGCUGCACGUAGCUUUCCAUUUGUGAUGGCCAGGCAAUAGCUGAGUUAGGCAAUGCUGAAAUUAGGGUUGGGUAGGCUGGACUCUAUGGAGCGCUCAUCCAGACAUCAGCAGAGCUACAGCUGUUCCAGAUACAGACAGAUCGGGCUAGAAGAGAGGGAGGCUAGUGCUAGGUGUUUAGGUUAAUCUAGGUAUGGGCUACAACAAAGCCAGGCGACAGGAGAUACCAAACCCUAGACAGCAUCAUCAGUAGAACAGCUCUUCAGGAUUUGGGCCAAUAACUUAAGGAAAGUUAAGCAACUGCCCUAGACAAGUAUUGCUAUCUCCAGUCUUUCACUGCCAAGUGGCAGAUGCUGGUCUGGGCUGCCUUGCUGGCAUCUGGUUUUCUCCUUCCAGUGACACUGAAGCAAGCACCCAGCUGAGGAUACAGAGGUGCUGGCGGGAAAUCAGAGCAACCAUCUGACUGCUCUUUCCUUCAGCUGACUUGGCAGCAAAUAUUUGAGCUGGAUGAGAGUCAACAGAAAGAAAAGUUAUUUUCAGAUCCCCAACAGAAUGACCACGUGGCCCUUGGAGGUGAACAAUGUGUUUCUCACUUACCACCCUGCACUUCCAGGUUCUGCUAACCACAACAGUCCUCCAGCUGCCAGGAGACAGAUUCAGGUCCCUGACUGUGAUAACAAGCUCCUCUUGUCUUCAGG
This is a messenger RNA of Egretta garzetta (little egret), 5657 nucleotides long. It is a transcript of the gene PIDD1, whose product is annotated as p53-induced death domain protein 1. Gene Ontology annotation, biological process: signal transduction; apoptotic process; DNA damage response. Gene Ontology annotation, molecular function: protein binding. NCBI's taxonomy places the organism in Eukaryota, Metazoa, Chordata, Aves, Pelecaniformes, Ardeidae. The transcript has 18 exons. The coding region runs from base 233 to 2902 and encodes 889 amino acids. The record is from RefSeq and is a predicted model, not a curated record.